AUGUGGGCGAAGACCGGGAAGGACUGGACCGGGAAGAGUAACCCGGGCGUGCAGGCCUGGACCGGAAUGCCUGGACCGGGGAGAGUAGCCCGGGCGUGCAGGCCUGGACCGGAAUGCAUGGACCGGGGAGAGUGUAUGAACUUGAGGAGCAGAGGUUCAUCAAGCCUUGUUCCAAGAGUUGAAGACAUAGCUGCACUUGAGAGAGAGUUAGUACGAAAGAGAAGAGAAGAAGAGCAACAGGUUCACUUGCAGAGAUUGGGGUUUGAUAUGGAGAACCUAACUCAACAAGAAGCUGCUCAAGCUGGUAUUGGUCAAGGAGGUGCCAACCUUAGACCUCAGCGCCAGCCACAACACCCUCCACGCCAAGCUAGAGCCAUCGGGGCCUACGAUCAACCUCACAUCAAUGAUCCUUUUGACCACUUGGACAAGUUUGAUAGCUACUGUGGUUUGUCCAAGACCAAUGGAGUGUCAGAAGAUGCUUUGAAGCUCAGGCUCUUCCCUUUCUCUCUGGGAGACAAGGCAAGACAGUGGGAGAAGUCUCUCCCAAGCGACUCUAUCACUACUUGGGAUGAGUGCAAGGAAGCCUUUCUAGACAAGUUCUUCUCCAUCUCCAGGACAGCUAAGAUCAGGAAUGAGAUCUAUGGGUUUCAGCAGAGGAACUUAGAAAGUUUCAGUGAAGCAUGGGAGAUGUUCAAAGGCUACCAAGCUCAUUGCCCACACCAUGGCUUCUCCAAAGAGAGCUUGUUGAGUACCUUCUACAGGGGAGCUAUACCACAGUGCAGAAACAGGCUUGAUACUGCUAGCAAUGGUUUCUUCUUGGGCAGGACUGAGGAGGAAGCAGAAGAGCUGGUGGAGAACAUGGCUAAGAGUGACUCAGUUUAUAGUGAGGGGCAUGAUAGAGCCAACAGAGGUGAUGAUCACCAGACUAAGAGAGAGCUCAAGUCUUUGCAAGACAAGUUGGACUUUAUUCUCUCCACCCAAGCUAAGCAAGAGCAAAUGAACUUUGUGGGUGGUCCUAGUCAAGAAGCACCUCCUAAGGUGAAUGAAGUAGAUGGUUUGGAAGGGCAAGAGGAGUUGUGCUUCAUCAAUAGCAAUAGUACUUGGUACAAAAAGGAACCUAACUUUCAGUACAACAAAUACCAGCCUAGGCAAAACACACCUCCUAGUUUUGGGAACAACAACAAUCAGUCCACUCAAGCUCAAGGAAACUCUUCUCAAGCUACAGCUACUGAUUCAAGUAUGGAGUCAAUGUUCAAGCAGAUAAUGGAUGCUCAGUCUAGAUUAGCAAAGGACAUUGGUCAUGAGUUCCAAACCGUGCACUCCAAGAUUGAUACUAGCUAUACCGAGCUGAACAACAAGUUCUUACUACUUGCCUCUCGCUUCAACGCUUUGGAGAGUCAGGUCGCCUCUAUGCCAUCAUCUUCCAAGAGCCCAAUGGGAUCACUACUAGGGAAACCAGAUAAGAAUCCCAAGGAGUCUUGCAAUGUUGUCAUCUCUACUACUUCUUCAAAGAUUGAGCUGAGUGAUCAUGAGAAAGAGGUGGAUGAGAUUGAAAGACUUUUGCAUGGAACAUAG
Messenger RNA from Raphanus sativus (radish), 1575 nucleotides. RefSeq lists its product as uncharacterized. Lineage: Eukaryota; Viridiplantae; Streptophyta; Magnoliopsida; Brassicales; Brassicaceae. The record is from RefSeq and is a predicted model, not a curated record. The transcript is spliced from 3 exons. Bases 1 to 1575 code for a protein of 524 amino acids.